Messenger RNA from Raphanus sativus (radish), 1805 nucleotides. Its product is annotated as F-box/LRR-repeat protein At3g58980-like. The transcript has 3 exons. Gene Ontology annotation, molecular function: protein binding. The coding region runs from base 174 to 1505 and encodes 443 amino acids. NCBI's taxonomy places the organism in Eukaryota, Viridiplantae, Streptophyta, Magnoliopsida, Brassicales, Brassicaceae. The record is from RefSeq and is a predicted model, not a curated record.
CAAACGGCGCAAUGCAAAAGACGAUUCGAUUCCUUUACCUUGUCUUUUUCACCUUUCGUUAGAUAAUAAAUAUCUCAGAUGCAUUUGCAUGUUAGGGCUUUUCUACUGCGUUGCGCAUCUGUAGCAAGGUUAGUUUUUAGUUACUGAAACUGAAAGGAAUCAUCGACAAUAGGAUGGAUAGGAUUAGUAAUCUACCAAAAGAGGUUAUCUCCCACAUUGUCUCCUUUCUGUCUGCAAAGGAAGCUGUUUUCACAUCUCUUCUCUCGAAGAAGUGGCAAAAUCUCUUUACCAUCAUUCCAAAGCUUCGGUUUGAUGACACAGACGAGAUUCAAGGGAGUUUCUCCGAUUUCGUGGACGGAGUAAUUGCUCUGCCGUCCACUACUCGCGUGAGGAAGUUCAACCUAAGAUGCAGAGAUCGUGUUGAUCCAGCUCAAUAUGAUCUUAUCAACCGUUGUCUAUGUGAUGUGCUGAAGCGUGGUGUCUUGGUUCUUAAACUUGACAUAGGUAUUGGGAAACAUUAUGAUCUGCCCUUCCAGUUUUUCACUUGCAAGACAGUUGUUAAAGUGGAACUGGAAGGUGGUUAUGGGGAUGGUUUUGUUGUUGAUGUUCUCCCUGCGAAUGCUUUUCUACCCGCACUUGAGACUCUCACCCUUAGUGUCAUUCAGUUCGACGAUCUUCGUGGUUGUGCGUUUGUAAAACUUCUUUCUGCUUGCCCUGUACUUAAGGAACUUACCAUAUUUGGUAUGAGGUGGCAACGUCGGGAAUGGUCUGGCACACUGUGCAGUCCAACCCUUCAACGACUAAUUAUUCAAGAUUUCCAUCCCUCUCAGUUUACGAUACUAACUUUGGAUACUCCAAGUCUUACCUAUUUCGAGUGCUCUGAUGCUUCUCCGGAUGAGUUUUCAAUUGUCAAUCUUGACUCCCUUGUUGAAGCUAAGCUCCAUCUUAUGUUGACUGGCGAAUAUCAGUGCCACGUACUCGACGAGGGGUUUGUAAUUCAUGAUUCUUCUAGCAGUCCAUCAAAUCUGAUAAAGGGGUUGGGAAGUGUUGAAAUCAUGGACAUAUCAUUUCAGAAUACUUUCGACGCAUUGUAUUCCUUCCAUGAAUCAAUCCCGGUGUUUGAAAACCUAUAUCAUUUAACCAUUAGAUGUGACGAUGAGGAGGAUUGUUUGGCAUUUCUACCAUAUUUGCUAAAGAAGUCUCCAAAUCUAGAGACUCUUGUCAUUGAUGGUCCACUGCACUACAAUGAAGAACAACCUAAAUCUGUUUGCAAAUGCUUGUUGGGAUAUUCUUUCUUAUUGUCGUGUCCCGUAAAGGUCCUACAAAUAACCGACUACCGCGGAACGAAGGGGGAGGUGGAGCAAUUGAAGCAUUUUAUAGAGAAACUGUCGUGUCUCAAGUUGGUGAAACUUCAUUCUUGUGAUGGACCUGACGUAGACAAGAAAAAGUUAAUGAUUCCUAGAGCUUCUUCCAAGUGCAAGAUCAAGGUUACAUUUUCCAGUUAGUUUUGCUAACGCAUGCAUGAAGAAAACUUUGGUCGUUCGUCCUAGUUUCACCUGUUUGUUGUCACAUAAAUCGGAUUGUGAGCGCCCUUUUUCUGACUUAUAUCCUAGGUACUGUUUUUAUCUUUUGUGGAAAUCGGAAUCCUCCUCGUUGUCUUAGUUUGAACUCCUCUUCUUACCAGGGUCCGUUUUUAUUCCAGUUUUUGUUAUAUGCUCUGUUGUAACUGAUCGUAUGAUCCUUGCUCUGUUUUAACUGAUCGUAUGAUCUUCACUGGAAGUGACAGAAACUUGAUCAUAGUUUGG